Molecule: messenger RNA, 2762 nt
Organism: Tripterygium wilfordii
Lineage: Eukaryota; Viridiplantae; Streptophyta; Magnoliopsida; Celastrales; Celastraceae
Product: RNA-binding protein 24-A-like
Exons: 7
Coding region: 690-1547 (285 amino acids)
Molecular function (GO): RNA binding
Source: RefSeq, a predicted model, not a curated record
UUUUUCCCCCCCCCCCCCUAUUCCUCUUCUAUUCCUUCACUUUCAUUUUCUGCAAAUCACUCCUUCCCUUAUUUUCCAUUUCGCUUCGACAACCAUGAAAAAGGGAAAAAGGGCGCGCUUUCCUUUCCGUACUUCUUCAUCUUCUACCAUGUCCACUCUAUUCCUCCUUAGCUUCGGCUAUUAGUCUCUUCUCUGCGUUUCUCUCUCCUUUCCAAGAAAAGAUUCCUCUUUUACAACCCCCAAUUGACCAACUUUUUCCAUACAAAGACACCCACAUCUCUCUCUCAAUCCAAUCCCAUCACCGACCUCACCUCCCUCUUGGCCCAUCUUAACCUAAUUUCUUUGUAUUAGGGUUUUUCCUUUUUCUGUUUUCCCUUUUGGAACCCACUUUUUCCUUUUCUUGUCCGUUGUAGGAUUAUUGUAUAGAUCACCCUGUCUUUCCAGUGCAUCCUUUCUCUUAUUAUUAUUAUUUUUAUCAAAAUUAGCUUCUUGUAUGGAUUCAUUAGGGUUUUUCUAGGGUUUUUGAAUAUGUGGGUUCAGAAUUGGUGUCUAUUUGUCUAUUUAGUCCCUUUCCACUUUAGUAUCACCCAGUUGCCUCCAAUUUGAUAACCCUCUGUAGAAAAUUCUUCCUUGCUAUUUUAUAUCUCUGAAAUUCAAUUGGGGAUUUAUAUGAUUGAUUGAUUGGUCGAAUGGCGUAUCAAGGAAUUCAGGGACCGAGCUCGGGAUCGAGUUCGGGUUCUGGGUUUCAGUACUUGAAUUCUCCUUUUGGAGAUACCACCUACACCAAGGUCUUCGUCGGGGGACUUGCCUGGGAGACACAAAGCGAAACUAUGCGACGAUACUUUGAGCAAUUUGGAGAUAUUCUUGAGGCCGUCGUCAUCACUGAUAAGAAUACUGGCCGAUCCAAAGGCUACGGUUUUGUAACUUUCCGGGACCAUGAGGCUGCUAGAAGAGCCUGUGCUGAUCCAGCUCCAAUCAUCGAUGGGAGGCGUGCUAAUUGUAACCUGGCUUCACUUGGGCGACCACGUCCACCACUGCAAUAUGGACGCGGGAGACCAGCUAGUCCAUACAUUGGAAGUAUGCAAGCUGCUCGGGGGGCUUAUGUUGGAAGUUUUGGUAACCCACAGCCACUUUCUUACAGCUAUCAACAAGGACUGAUGUACCCUCCGUACGGGUAUGCUACAUAUGGACCUGAGUAUGUCUACCCACAGGGUGUCUACAACCCUUACAUGCAACAGUACCUUCAAAUAUAUGGAGUUCCUGGAACAGUUAAUGCAGCUAUGUAUCCUUAUGGACAGUUGGGUCAAACCAUUCCUGGUGGUCAUGGUUAUACGGCAGUUCAAGGAUAUGCAAUGCCAGGACAUCAGGUUGUACAAUUUGGUGGACCUGGCGGUAGUGCAAUAACUACUUUACCCAUGCCCACAAUUCAAGGACCAUAUCAUACAGGCAUGGCAACACCUGUACCAGCACAAGCACAGUUUAUAGUUCCUGCUCCUUCUCCUUCGCAGUUUAUGCAAGGUAGCGGUUCUGACCAGACAGCUGGGUGAGGGGUUGAUCAAGGUAUCCUUAGAUUGCAGCAGGACUAAGAGCAGCGGAACUGCUACUUGAGUGGCGGGCUUCGAAUCUAGCCUUGCAAAUUUUUUAUUUUGCAUUCUAGAGGUACACAAUUUUAUUUUUCUUUGUCUUAUGUGUGUUACUCGCAUUGUGUUGCUUGUGCCAGUUAUGAUCUUGAUAGAAAGAUAAACUAACGGUACAUAUGUGUUGAAUGGUGGCAUCCUUUUUAGUGAUCCACUCAUUAACAUUAUUAAUGACUGAAAAUCUCCUAUUUAUUCCGUUUGCUGAUAUAUUGUAUAUGAACACAGAUGCAUCUUGCCUAUGAGAUAUGCUCUCCUCAUCUUAGUCAUGUUUCUUGGAUUAAUUUUUCUUUGAAGAUUCAUGAGAUGUUCUGUAUGUACCCAUCAAUGGAGUUAAUCAUAAAGGAUAUAUAACAUUAUUUAAGUGCAGCAUCUAUAUGGGGAUGGCCACUUGGUCAGGUGGCAACUAACCCACCACUUUGACCAUCCCCUGCCUGCAAAAGUUCCAGCAUCUAUGUGACGUAAGUUGAUUUUUUUUUUUUCCUUUCUUUUCGGUGGGUACUGAGAUGAUGUGGAUUGUAUCUCGUGUGGGUUGAGAACUGGUAUCUUCAGGCUAAUUGAAAGUCUGCGACACAAAAGUUUUAUUUUAUAUUCGCUCUUGGGCUAUGUGACCUGUUAUUAAUAUUUUAUCAUAUUGUAUUUUGCAGGUCAUACAUAGUCAUUCUCACCAGAGAUGUUGGAUGUCUGAGUCGCUCCAGAUGGUGGAGAAGGAAUUCGGAAGAUAUGGAACCAUCUUCCUCUACCUUUGUGUAUGAAAAUCUCUCAAAAACAAAAUACUGCUGGCCUCUCGGGAUGAGUGGUUGGCAGCCAUGGAUUGGUGGAUGCUGGAAUCGGUUUCUGGCAGCCAUGUAGGAAUAAAGACACUUGUAAAAAGAAAUCUGCAUAUUAGAAUCAACAUAUGAUUCUUUCAUAGUCUAGUCCCAGCAUUUGGGUGUAUAGUCUCUCUGGUGUCUAGUGUCGUGCAUUGUAUUCAACACUCAGCUUUGGAGUUUUUGUGCAUAUUAGUGCUAGGGUCUUACAGGCAUUUUGUUUCUGCAACUUGGAUGUUAACACCUAUCAUAGCCUAACCUCAAGGAAUGGGGGGAGCUUCUAGGUGCAUUUUAAUAUCAGAAGAAUUUUUUUUUUCUU